ACACCGGCCGGGAUACAGGAUGCCUCAGCGUCAGACAAGCCUAAUGACGCAACGGGUUUACUCAAUACAGCUUCAGCUUGUGAGGGACAGGAUAAUACUUGCAGGAUUUCCCACGUUUCCUAUGACCAAAAACGGGCUGAGGACUCUGACACUGACAGAUAUUACGUGACAGGCACACGGGAAAUAAGCUUCUCGGGACACCAGGGAAACAUCAGAUGCAAACUUUCGCGAUGGCACACGCCGUGAUGCUUUUUCUCUUGUGCGUUUUCGCAGGAGCGCACACAUUGGCACCUACAUAUGAAGCAGAGGCGGUGAGGGAGAGCCAUACAGUUGUUACCACCACGGGCAACGAAUGUAAAUUCCCUUUUCGUCAGGGUGGAAGGAUUCAUCAUCACUGCAUCACUGUCCUGUCCUCAAGACCAUGGUGCUCUCUUACACACAAUUUUGAUCGGGACAGGAAGUGGGGCUUCUGCGCACCAGAGAGAAGGCACCCAAAUGUUUCUGUCCACACUUCACGCAGAAUCACAGAUCCGUGUCAGGCGAAGCCGUGUCAGAAUGGAGGCGUCUGCACAGCGAUCCCACACAGACGCACAUUCGAAUGCUCCUGUCCUGAGGGCUUCUCUGGGAGAAUAUGUGAGCAAACCCCGACGCCUUUCAUGUGUUGUGUCGGCUUUUUCAGAGAAGUGCUACGAAACCGUACACCUGCGCUAUUAUGACAUCGGAGAGUCUUGGGGACGAAUUCACCUCCGUAAUGUGGAACAGUGCACAUGUGUGGCAGGGGAAAUCAAGUGUGAGAGAGUCCACUACACGAUGUGCCGUACAAACCCGUGUCAGAAUGAUGGAACGUGUCGACUGAUCAUAUCCACUGGAAAGGAAGUGUGUAACUGCAGGCAUGGCUACAGUGGACCUCACUGUAGUCUCGAGCCAGAGACAGAGUGCUAUAGCAGCAGGGGCACGGGUUACAGAGGCCUGGUGGGCACCACCGUGUCCGGCGCCCGGUGUCUGCCGUGGAACUCAGACCUGCUGUUUGAUGAGCUCCAUGUGGGCACAGUGGUUGCAUCACCUGUUAAAGGCCUCGGGGAGCACGCCUACUGCAGAAACCCAGACGAGGACAAGAAGCCUUGGUGUUACACAAUAAAAGACAGCGCCAUCUCCUGGGAGUACUGUGACGUCCCCUCCUGUGUGAUGGCUGCGUGGGGAAAUCAACCAGCAGCUGAUUCAAAAUUAUUCAGAAGAGCUUCUUCUCUGAGGCUUACUCCAUUCAACGUCCUGCCCACCAUUGAAAAACCCAAACCCUCCAUGCCGGCCAAAAAACCCGUAUGCGGGACAAAGCACAAGAAGAGGUUAUCGAUAGCCAGAGGGAGGAUAAUGGGCGGAAGCUCGGCUCUGGAAGGUAGUCAUCCAUGGAUGGCAGCCAUUUACAUCGGACAGUCAGACUUCUGUGGCGGCACUCUCAUCGCCUCUUGCUGGGUCGUGUCUGCGGCCCACUGCUUCUUCAGCAACCCCCUGAAAUCUCAAAUCCGUGUGGUCCUGGGCCAGCAUAGGUUUAAUACCACCAAUCCCAACACGAGGACAUUUGGAGUGGAGGACUACAUCUUUCCAAGGCACUUCUCAGUGUUUAACCCAACUCUGCAUGACAUUGUUCUAAUCAAACUGAAGAAGCAGGACGGGCGAUGUGUGAGGAAAACCCCGUUCAUCAGGCCCAUCUGUCUCCCAGACAAAAGCAUGACGUUCCCCGAUUACUACUGCUGCACCAUUAGUGGCUGGGGACAUACACAAGAGAAGGGAAUGGGGUACUCCACUCUGCAGGAGGCUGGAGUGAGACUGACUCCUCAUGAUAAUUGCAAGAAGCCAGAAGUGUAUGGCAACCAUGUCACCAGUGACAUGAUUUGUGCGGGGAUUAACGGCUGCGUUGAUGCGUGCCAGGGUGACUCCGGGGGCCCGCUGGCUUGUGGGAGGAAUGACGUCAGCUUCUUGUACGGGAUCGUCAGCUGGGGGGAGGGCUGCGGCCGCUCCAAUAAACCCGGAGUUUACACAAAAGUAGUGAAUUACAUUGACUGGAUCAAUUCAGUGAUCAAACGCAAACCCAAGCCUUCACCAAACGACAUUACCUGGAAAUAACCUUGCGUGCGUGAGAUGUUUAAAGAUGUUUAAAGAUAUUAUAUUUGAACUUUUUUUUAUUAUUGUAAAGCUUCUGGAAGUUAACAGGUUAUUUGUUUAACUGUGAAAUAUUUUGAGACUGAAUAAACCUUCAAUGACUUUCAAUGACAUCAAACUUUGAGUGUCUUUGUUAAAGAGCUGUGAUUUGUUGUGAAUGUAAUUAAAACAAGCCAGUCUUAAGGUUCACUUACAAGCUGAAUACCAUGAUGUUUUUCUCCAAGUGGACUUUUCUCUGUUAUCACGAGGCUGGAUUUUCUGAGAUUUGAAAUGUAUUGCUGUUCAGUUCAUUCUUUGAAAUCAUUCAUCAGACAUUUCUCUCUUUAGUUUUUAAAAAAAAAAUUAAG
Messenger RNA from Oreochromis niloticus (Nile tilapia), 2504 nucleotides. RefSeq names its product HGF activator (gene hgfac). Gene Ontology annotation, biological process: blood coagulation; zymogen activation. Gene Ontology annotation, molecular function: serine-type endopeptidase activity. NCBI's taxonomy places the organism in Eukaryota, Metazoa, Chordata, Actinopteri, Cichliformes, Cichlidae. The record is from RefSeq and is a predicted model, not a curated record. The transcript is spliced from 15 exons. The coding region runs from base 496 to 2121 and encodes 541 amino acids. Gene Ontology annotation, cellular component: extracellular region.